This is a messenger RNA of Fusarium sp. VM40, 450 nucleotides long. Lineage: Eukaryota; Fungi; Ascomycota; Sordariomycetes; Hypocreales; Nectriaceae. The record is from the annotation of a GenBank genome assembly.
AUGGCUCGCACCGUCACCAAGAAGCGCGCUGCCGAUUCUGAUAGCGAGCCUGAGACUGCUUCCAAGAGAGUCAAAAGCACCGCGACAUCUGUUGAGUCCGAUGGCAAAGAUGAUGAUGGAAACCCGUUCUGGGAGCUAUCCAACAAGCGCCGUGUAGGUGUAUCAGACUUCAGCAAGAAGACCUUUGUCAAUGUCCGAGAGUACUACGAGAAGGAUGGCAAGACUCUGCCAGGCAAGAAGGGCAUUUCACUUUCCAUCGAGCAGUACAAUGCUCUCCUGAAAGCCAUUCCGCGUAUUAAUGCCACUCUGCGCGCCAAAGGUCUCGUUGUUGAAGGCGACGAGGCAGAAGAGCUCGAGACUGCUCUAGAGCCUAUUCCAAAGGCUAAGAAAGAGCGAAAGAGGUCGCCCAAGUCCAACAUCGAUGUCACCAGCGAAGAAGAGGAGGAUUAG